This is a messenger RNA of Oxyura jamaicensis (ruddy duck), 869 nucleotides long. Its product is annotated as nitric oxide synthase, endothelial-like. Lineage: Eukaryota; Metazoa; Chordata; Aves; Anseriformes; Anatidae. Gene Ontology annotation, molecular function: nitric-oxide synthase activity. The annotation marks the transcript as partial. The transcript has 4 exons. The record is from RefSeq and is a predicted model, not a curated record. Gene Ontology annotation, biological process: nitric oxide biosynthetic process.
CCCCUUCGGGUGGCGGGAGCCGGCUCUGACUCACGCCUAUUGUUCACACUCGCAUGCACGCAUGAGGCCGAGGAACGCCCCAAGCCAGCACCAGCCCCUCACCCCACGCCUGUCCCACACCCCACGGGGGCCCAGGAACACCGCAUAAGCUCCAAGGGCAGAGGGGCAUGGGAGAUGCCCCCCCGGACCCCCAGCACUGCGCCCCACUGCCCACAGCGCACCCCUGUUGGCCCCUCUCCUGCCUGUCCCCGCUGUCCCCAUCCCCUGGGGGCCGGGAGCAUCCCCAAUUGUUGGAGCCGCGGGGCUGAGCGUGGGGAGGGGUCCCCAGGCGUGGGGUCGGGCUCAGGGCUGUCUCUCCCCAGCCCGGUGCCCGUGCGCCCCACGGAGCCCACGCGCUUCGCCCGGCUGAAGAACUGGGAGACCGGGAGCAUCGCCUACGACACGCUCUGCGCCCAGGCCGAGCAGGAGCUGCCGUGCUCGGGGCGGCGCUGCCUGGGCUCCCUGGUGCUGCCCAAGCAGCUGCCGGCCCCCGGCACCGAGGGCGCCCGCAGUGGCCCCGAGCUGCUGGCCCUGGCCCGUGACUUCAUCAACCAGUACUACGCGUCCAUCCGGCGGGACAACUCCCCGGCGCACGCGCAGCGGCUGCGGGACGUGGAGGCGGCCAUCGAGGCCACGGGCACCUACCAGCUGCUGGAGCCCGAGCUGAUCUUCGGGGCCAAGCAAGCCUGGCGCAACGCCGCGCGCUGCGUCGGCCGCAUCCAGUGGAACAAGCUGCAGGUAUUUGAUGCCCGGGACUGUGCCAGCGUGGGGGAGAUGUUCGGGUUCCUCUGCACCCACAUCCAGUACGCCACCAACCGCGGGAACAUACG